Molecule: messenger RNA, 1145 nt
Organism: Striga asiatica
Lineage: Eukaryota; Viridiplantae; Streptophyta; Magnoliopsida; Lamiales; Orobanchaceae
Source: the annotation of a GenBank genome assembly
CUCCCCAUCCCAUUUCCCCCACUAUAGAAAAGAAACCCUAGCUUCUUUCGUCUCGGUUUCAUCAUACAAACACACUGUACAAAUCUAUCCAUUUUCCACCAUAUCCAAUCGAUCUUUCUCUGUUCGAAAUUUUCAAAACCCGCAUAUGUAACUACAGAGUGUGGUGCUAGCGGGUUUUGGUCUUCUCUUUCCUUGAUCUUGCGGUGAACAUGUACAGAGAUCGAGGAGGCGGCUCGUCCAAGGGUGGAGAGAUGCUGGAUCGGAAGCGAAUCAACGACGCCUUGGACAAGCAUUUGGAGAAGUCUUCCCCUUCUACCUCCAGGAACAAGGGCUCCGCCGGCGCCGUACCUUCCACCUCCACCGCCGCCGGGAAGCAGAUUGAUUAUCGGAACAAUCGCUCGUCGUCGAAUUUGCCUGCCAGCAAGAACAAAUCCGAGGAUGAAUCUGAAACAGACAGUGAAGAGUCUGAUGUCAGUGGUUCUGAUGGGGAGGAUACAUCCUGGAUUUCAUGGUUUUGCAACUUGCGAGGAAAUGAAUUCUUCUGUGAAGUUGACGAUGAUUAUAUCCAAGAUGAUUUUAAUCUCUGUGGGUUGAGCAGUCAAGUUCCUUAUUACGAUUAUGCACUUGAUCUAAUUCUGGAUGUCGAGUCCUCUCAUGGUGAUAUGUUUACUGAGGAACAGAAUGAAUUAGUUGAAUCAGCUGCUGAAAUGCUCUAUGGCCUUAUUCAUGUUCGGUACAUUUUGACUACCAAGGGGCUGGCUGCAAUGUUAGAGAAGUACAAAAACUAUGAUUUCGGAAGAUGUCCGAGAGUUUACUGCUGUGGUCAGCCUUGCCUUCCUGUUGGACAGUCUGACAUCCCGCGCUCAAGUACCGUAAAAAUAUACUGUCCCAAGUGUGACGACAUUUACUAUCCUCGUUCCAAGUACCAAGGCAGUAUCCUUGCAUUCUGAUUUCGAUUUUUUUUGUUUUGUUCACUGUAGUCAUAUGAUGCAUCGUUUACUCUUUUUGUCUUUGACCACUCUUAACAUGUCUGAUUGAUGGAAGUUAAAUUAACUCAUCAGUAUAUUAAAUUUUGGAUUAAGUCGUAGCUCUUGAUAAUUUCCUGCUGAGUCAAUUUUCUGUUGUGUGUUUGAAGCUGCAUAAAA